CAAACAACACAAGCACAACCAAGAUGAUUAAGCUCCAACUUUAGAAAAAAGAGGAGAGAGAGAGAGAGAGAGAGAGAGAGAGAGGGGAAGAAAACCUCAGUUCAAUCCCACCCACUUGACUUUGACCUCUCCCUUUCUUUCUCUUUAUAUCUCAACCCUCUCCCCUUAAUCCCACCCAUUUUUCCUCUCACUCCAAUGCCACUUAUAUUCAGCAAGUAGGAAAGAAGUUAAUUAUACCUUCUUCUAACUAAGCUCCAGAAAAUAAUAAAAAAGAAAAAAAAUGGGGAGGCAUUCAUGCUGCUACAAGCAGAAGCUGAGGAAAGGCUUGUGGUCUCCUGAGGAGGAUGAGAAGCUCAUCAACCAUAUUGCCAAAUAUGGCCAUGGAUGUUGGAGCUCUGUCCCUAAACAAGCAGGACUUCAGAGGUGUGGCAAGAGUUGCAGAUUGAGGUGGAUAAACUACCUGAGACCUGAUUUGAAGAGAGGCACAUUCUCAGAGCAAGAAGAGAACCUCAUAAUUGAACUCCAUGCUGUUCUCGGUAACAGGUGGUCUCAAAUUGCAGCACAAUUGCCAGGAAGGACGGACAACGAGAUAAAGAACCUGUGGAACUCCUGCCUCAAGAAGAAGCUGAGACAGAGAGGCAUAGACCCCGAAACACACAAGCCAUUAGCCGACGAUGCCCGAGGCAGUGACGACAAAGACAAAGCACCCAACAAUGGCGAGACGGCUUCCGGAUCCAGCGAGCUUGUGAGUCCCAUCAACACUCGAAAUUCAGCAACAUCUAACAAAGAAUUCCCUUCCUACUGCUUCUCUCUUCCACAGCUAAGGUAUGAGCCUGAGUUUGAUAGCACUCCAAGAGCUGAAGCCAGCGUGAAUCCUCUCCUUUGGUUUAAUCCUGACAGCAGAAACUUUGAUAUGAAUUCCAAGUUCAGCUGUGUCGGAUUAAUAUCUGCUUCUAAGAAUCAAAAACCUUUGAUCAAUCUCCCAGCCGAUAAUUCUCUUCUUGUCUCAGCUGUCUCUGCUGACAUUAGCAGCAGUUACAGUUGCAGCAGUGGAAACAGCAUUGAGCAACAAAGCAGUAGCGCCUUCUUUGACAGUGGCUUCUUUGCAUGGUCUGACAAUGUAGCAGCAGAUAAAGCAGCUAGUAUGGAGCUCGACGAGGAGCUCAAGUGGUCCGAGUAUCUUAACGGCUCCUUCGUGAAUGAGAACCAAACGCAAUCUCUUUAUGAUGAGAUCAGAGCCAUAGAAGCCCAGUUUACGAUCGACGGUUUGGGUUCUGCAUACCAGAAGAAUCAGCAGCCACAGCAGCACUUGCAAACUUCGGAUAUAUUCAGCUUUGGAGGCAAGAAAAGAGAUGGCUUUAUUCUUAAUGUCAACCAAGCAUCUUAUCCUCCUAUUGAAGAAAGAAAGAAAGAAGGAAAGGAAAGCUGAGGCCUCAUUUGAUGCCUGCCCUGUUUUCGUUUUUCUAAACUCAAUCUUUAUAUAAUUGGAUGCAUCAGCAAAUGGAUUUCUCUAUUUUUUUCAUUGUCGGUUAGCUUGUCUUGCAGACAGGUUGAAUACAGGAUGAUUUCUUCUUCUUCUU
Ananas comosus (pineapple) is the source of this 1580-nucleotide messenger RNA. RefSeq names its product myb-related protein 330-like. Gene Ontology annotation, biological process: regulation of stomatal movement. The transcript has 4 exons. Lineage: Eukaryota; Viridiplantae; Streptophyta; Magnoliopsida; Poales; Bromeliaceae. Bases 281 to 1429 code for a protein of 382 amino acids. The record is from RefSeq and is a predicted model, not a curated record.